Molecule: messenger RNA, 762 nt
Organism: Bufo gargarizans (Asiatic toad)
Lineage: Eukaryota; Metazoa; Chordata; Amphibia; Anura; Bufonidae
Gene: GTF2A2
Product: general transcription factor IIA subunit 2
Exons: 4
Coding region: 183-512 (109 amino acids)
Biological process (GO): RNA polymerase II preinitiation complex assembly; transcription initiation at RNA polymerase II promoter
Cellular component (GO): transcription factor TFIIA complex
Molecular function (GO): TBP-class protein binding; RNA polymerase II general transcription initiation factor activity
Source: RefSeq, a predicted model, not a curated record
GCCUUCCGGCAGCUCCAGCCUAGCUUGUACUGCGCUUAAUCGCUUCCGGUGUAGGACACUGCUAGGAAGUGCCGGGAUUUUCAUCCGUUACCGGAACUGUUUGUUUGGAGGGAUAGCGAGCAGCACCCGGACCGCUGGCAGCGAAGUAGCGGCUGGUCAACACCGUUUGACCACUUUAAACCAUGGCUUAUCAGCUCUAUAGGAAUACCACUCUGGGCAACAGUCUGCAGGAGAGCCUGGACGAGCUAAUCCAGUCUCAGCAAAUCAACCCACAGCUCGCCCUGCAGGUCCUGCUACAGUUUGACAAGGCGAUCAAUUCAGCGUUGGCACAUCGGGUCAGAAACAGAGUCAACUUCAGGGGAUCAUUAAAUACGUACAGAUUCUGUGAUAAUGUGUGGACCUUUGUUCUGAAUGAUGUGGAGUUCAGAGAAGUGACUGAUCUGGUGAAGGUGGACAAAGUAAAAAUUGUAGCGUGUGAUGGAAAAAAUACUGGUUCGAACACAGCGGAGUGAGCGGCACAUGGCAUGUCUCUCCUGUUUCUGGUGACUUGUGGCCUUCCUAAGAAGCCAUUGACAAGACUGUUUAUUUAUGACAAUGAUGAUGCCCGCGAGCUGUCACAUUUAUACAGGAUUGCAGAGAUUUUGGUAGUCUUACCAUCUAGUACUCAAAGGUUGCUAUACAAACUUUUUUUUAAUACAAAUGUGAAGUUGCCUUUUUGUUUUCAUUUUUGGAAAUAUGUCUAAUAAACUUUUAUUUAAUAAA